UCUCCCCCUGUCCGUCUUGCCUUCUCCUCGCUUCCUCUCGCUGCGCAGGCCCCCCUCGCGCCGCUCAUUCGCCUCUCCCCGCCCUGCUUUGUUCCUAUUGUGCAUCUCCCUCUCCCCGCCGGCGAGUGGGAGGGCGCCGCGCGGCGGGGCGCCGUGGAUUCGCUGCUGCGCACUGGGCUGGCGGCGCAAGGCGCGUCUCUGGCGUGCGGUGGCCGGGCGGAGGCGCGUUUGCAGCAAGGAGUCGGAGUCGGUUUCUUCUUCUCCAGCCGGAAGAAGGCGAGGACUUGCCUUCGCUCGCCUCGCCUUCUUCUCUGGGGAUGGAGGCUGCUUUGCUUAAGCCGAUCGUGGCGGAGGUGAAGCCGGGCGCAGUGAGCGCGGAGCUGGAGGUGAAGAAACUGCAAGAGCUGGUGCGCAAGCUGGAGAAGCAGAACGAGCAGCUGCGCAGCCGAGCGGCUGCCACCUCCCCUUCCUCGGCGGGCCCCAGCAGCCCGCUGCAGCAGCAGCAGCUGCUGGUGGUCCCCGCCGCCGUCCAGCCCCUCCUGCCGCCAGCCUCGGCCCUCAGCAGCUCCCCGCCGGCCUGCAUGCCCAGCCCGGCGCCCGCUCUCUUGUGCCAAGCCGAGCCCUUCUUUUACUUCAAGCCUUCGCCAGCUGGAGGAGGGGAAAGCUCCUCGGGAUACCAGGAGGCCGCCGCUGCGGGCAUCCCCCCGGCCACCGUUUUGGAUGAGGUGGAGGUGUUGGAUCUGCAGGGGGUCAGUUACUGUGACCUGGAAGAGGAGGAGAGGGAGGAGACCUGGUUGUAUGUUGCACCAGCAAAGAGUGUCAUUCCCCAAGAAAAAUCACUGAGCCCUCUGCAGUGGUGUCGCCAUGUUCUAGAUAAUCCAAGCCCUGAGAUGGAAGCUGCAAAACGCUCUCUGUGCUUCAGGCUGGAACAAGCUAGUCGAUGGCGGAGUCUCUUCUCUACGUCUGUGUCUUUGGCUUUCCCCUCUAGCCCUGUUGCAAGGCUCACUCCGUAUAGCAAUGGCUUUAACACUCCCGCUUUCUCUAAAACCUUCAAUAAAGCAAUAUUAACACCUGAAAGAACAGGUUGUAUUUCUAGAAGUUCCCCUCUCAGCCCCCAGUCAUCCAUAGACAGUGAACUGAGCACCUCAGAACUGGAAGAUGAUUCUAUUUCCAUGGGAUAUAAAUUGCAAGACCUCACUGAUGUCCAGAUCAUGGCUCGGCUGCAAGAAGAGAGUCUGAGGCAAGACUAUGCAUCUACUUCAGCAUCUGUAUCAAGAAACAGCUCCAGUGUGUCUCUUCAUUCGGGCAAGAAAGGGACAAGCAGCGAUCAGGACUUUGAUCGCUACAGCCUUGAGGAUGAAGAGGAAGAAUUCGACCAUCUGCCACCUCCACAGCCUCGGCUGACCCGUUGCUCCCCUUUCCAAAGAGGAAUUCCUCAUUCACAGACGUUUUCUAGUAUACGGGACUGCAGGAGAAGCCCGACUUCCCCAUAUUUUCCCUCAAAUAAUUAUCAACAGCAACAGUGUUAUUCUCCCCAAGCGCCAAAUCCUCUUGAGCUGCAACCAAACAGGAUUAAUGGAGACAAGCUCCGAAGGAGCAUGCCUAACUUAGCUCGAAUGCCAAGCACCCCCACCAUCAAUACCAAUGUCGGCUCUGCAAUCACUGUAAGGAACAGUCUGAGCUUUGAUUCUAACUUGCAUGGAGCUGGUAAUGGCAUAUCAAGAAUACAGUCUUGUAUUCCUUCUCCAGGGCAACUUCAGCACCGAGUUCACAGUGUGGGACAUUUUCCAGUAUCUGUCAGGCAACCUCUCAAAGCCACAGCCUAUGUGAGUCCAACUAUUCAAGGGAGCAGCAGCAAUGUCCCGUUGUCUGGCACCUUACAAUUACAUACUAACACAGGCAUCCCAAUGCCAAGCAAGACUGCAAACACAGGCAUUGUAGCUCGCAGUGGGCUUCCGAGGCCCUCCCUGGCUAUAAGCGGGAGCAGCAUACCCAGGAGCAAAAUUGCACAGCCAAUUCGAAGUUUUCUCCAGCCACCAAAGCCUCUGUCUUCACUUAGUACUCUAAGGGACGGCAACUGGAGAGAUGGCUGCUAUUGACGUUGGGUGGACCUGAACUACAGACAAGAAAUAAUGUAGAUCAUCCUACCCAGCUGGCUGGGUAACUGUAACUGUGAGAGGGUGGAUGAAUAACAGGGCUGUUUCUUAUUCUUCUGUCAUUAUCGUCAGUCACUAAACAUACUGCACUUGGUUGUUUGCUCAGAAAACAAACAAACAGCAGUGUUGUCAAAUUUAUGUUGCAGCGUUAUUUAGAAUUUUACAUGCACAAAGUAUCCCCUGUGGGGGAACCAAAAUGUGACUUCUGAAUGCUUUGUAUUGUUCAUUUCUUUUUAAUUUGUGUACUACUUUUUCUUUUCAUUAUUACAAUGAGUUCUCCUGCAAAUUGACAAAACAGAUUCACAUACUACCUGCUUCAAAUUUUCUUUUGUAGCCUUUCCAAGGGGGCAUAUUUUUGCACUUCUUUAAAAAAAAAAAAUGCUUGAAUCAUAAAGUAUCAAAGUAUCUUGUGUGUGCCAUAAAUCUUUUUGUUUGUUUGUUUAAUAAUGCGGCACGAAUACAUCUUAAGCAUAUCUGCCCCAAUCCAGCUAGGGCUAUCUGCACAUGGAAGCAGACAUCCAUAUGCAUAUCCCUAACUGUAUGAGGAAAUAUGGGUAGUUUCAAAUGCUUAAGAAGUCACUUCAAGUCCAAGUCAGUUAAAUUCUUGGUGAUAUUCAGACCACCUGCUGUUGGGUGCGUGACCCCUCGCCACCCUCCCUUAAGUCCUGGGUUUUCUUUUUUUUAGCAUCAUGCAGUGGGUCUGCUCCUGAGUACAUAUAUUGUUGGAUCAGGGCUAUGAUGGGCACUAUGACAGCUCUGUUGUAUGAUUUUUUUUGUGGGAGCACACACUAAAAAAGUAUUCACUUGAAACUGCCAUGACUUUGGGUCAACAUGAACCUGUUCUUGUGUUUCCUUGUUCCAAUGUUAAUUUAUUAUCACGGGAGUGUUGUAUUUAUAAGGAAGACAUACAUUACACUGCACUUAAAAGAUGCGGUGAUCUCUUAAAUGGUUGAGUUUCGAUACUUUGUAAUAAAGAAUAAAAUUGCAAUGUUUUAUUAACACUGAUAUAUGGUGAAAACAAAUAAGUUUUCAUGGAAGUAAAACUUUUUGAUAGACCUUUUACAAGAAAAAAAACAAUUGCACUAAUCAAUGCUUUCUUACUAUGGAAUAUGAUUUUAAUACUUGAUUACAACUUGUAUUCUACUGAUCUGGAAUGUUUCAGAAAUAAAGAAAUCUAUUUCAGCAAUAUCAUGCUAUUCUUGGA
Messenger RNA from Rhineura floridana, 3360 nucleotides. It is a transcript of the gene SLAIN1, whose product is annotated as SLAIN motif family member 1. The transcript has 8 exons. The record is from RefSeq and is a predicted model, not a curated record. Lineage: Eukaryota; Metazoa; Chordata; Lepidosauria; Squamata; Rhineuridae. Gene Ontology annotation, biological process: positive regulation of microtubule polymerization; microtubule nucleation; cytoplasmic microtubule organization. The coding region runs from base 318 to 2099 and encodes 593 amino acids. Gene Ontology annotation, cellular component: microtubule plus-end.